AUGGUGCUCGGCAAUCUAGCUAGCCAGGCUGGCAUUUACCAGUCGAAACAUGCACCUCUAAACCUCCGAGCACCUCGAUCGGAGCCUGCGAACGAGAAGCAGGGCGGCGGCUUCGCAUCAUCAGCAAUAGCCCCGACCGACAGGGCACAUAGAACGACGGGUAUGGGGAAGAAGCGAAAGACCACGACGACGGAGGACUCGGAGGUCUUUUGGAACCCACCGCCAUCAUCAUCAUCAGCUCUUGCCGAGAGAGACAGCAACGGAUCGUUGGCGAAGAAAGCCACGAGACCAGUCGCCUCUGGCAACAGCGGAGAGAGCUUUGGGGUCGAUAUUAGCUUCUCUGAGCUAAGCAGCCUAAGGAGCAUCACUGACGCCAGCGAUGCCAAUACCAACGGACCUAUCACAAAUACGGACUCAAAUGAAUAA
Molecule: messenger RNA, 426 nt
Organism: Penicillium canescens
Lineage: Eukaryota; Fungi; Ascomycota; Eurotiomycetes; Eurotiales; Aspergillaceae
Exons: 1
Coding region: 1-426 (141 amino acids)
Source: RefSeq, a predicted model, not a curated record